AGAUCUAGAUCUCAAAUACCAAACGUUCAUAUAAAUUUGAAAUUUGAAUACACACACAUUCACACAUGAUCCCACCCAAUCAAAUCAUAACGAUAGAGAUACUAAAGUAAAGAGGGGCAUUUUGGACAUUUUACACCUAAAAGGUUGGGGUUAACAGUAAUAACACUUCUCUUCCCGUUUUAUACACACACAUCGCUCGCUCCUCUCCGUCGUCGUCUCAUCGCUUUUUCGCUGAAAUCAAAAUUUUCUCCAGUUUUCCGAUCAGACGAAGGAAACCCUAAAAAUGGAUGGUCAUGAUUCUGAGGAUACUAAGCAGAGCACUGCUGAUAUGACUGCUUUUGUCCAAAAUCUUCUCCAACAGAUGCAAACCAGGUUCCAGACAAUGUCGGACUCCAUCAUCACAAAGAUUGAUGACAUGGGAGGCAGAAUCAAUGAGCUGGAGCAAAGCAUCAAUGAUCUAAGAGCCGAGAUGGGAGUAGAAGGCACUCCUCCUCCAGCCUCCAAAUCAGGCGAUGAACCCAAAACACCCGCUAGUUCCACUUAAAAAGGAGGGUGUUUGACAGGUCGGAAGAAAAAAACUAUGAAACUUGUUAAGAGCAGUAUUACUUUUAUAUUCGUGUUUUAAGAAACGAGUUUGUUUUAUCAAAGUUCAUCAAAUAGAUUGAUGAUGUGGUGCAUUACAUUAUUCUUCACUUAUGAAUUGCCUUUCUAUUUUGGUUUUGAGGACU
This is a messenger RNA of Arabidopsis lyrata subsp. lyrata, 728 nucleotides long. Its product is annotated as heat shock factor-binding protein 1. Gene Ontology annotation, biological process: cellular heat acclimation. Gene Ontology annotation, cellular component: cytosol; nucleus. The coding region runs from base 284 to 544 and encodes 86 amino acids. Gene Ontology annotation, molecular function: transcription corepressor activity. Lineage: Eukaryota; Viridiplantae; Streptophyta; Magnoliopsida; Brassicales; Brassicaceae. The transcript is spliced from 5 exons. The record is from RefSeq and is a predicted model, not a curated record.